Molecule: messenger RNA, 414 nt
Organism: Cylicostephanus goldi
Lineage: Eukaryota; Metazoa; Nematoda; Chromadorea; Rhabditida; Strongylidae
Source: the annotation of a GenBank genome assembly
AUGAAUACUGCACAGUCUCUGUUGUCGGAAGUAACUAUGAAUGGUGGGCAUUUGUGCCGUAGAAAGGAUGGAACAUACUACCUUGACGAGCAAGAACUACCGACAGAUCUGCUUCACAAUUUGAGUAGCGCGAUCAGCUUUUUUGCUGAUGAUAUUAUGGUGGGCAGCGCUAACGUCAACAAUUUUCUCAACUUUUACAUGAAGAGAUUCUUCAGUAACACUGGCUACUGGACCGUUCCGCCAGCCCACCAAGAGGCGGUUGCCGAACUAGAGGCUAUCUUGGGAGACCCCGUAGAGGAACCAGUAGAACCGCCACAUCCUGUUCGCCCUAAUCCAAAUCCUGCUCGCGCUUAUGACAAUGUAGAACAGCCUUAUUUCAGCACGCCGGUGCCUAAAAAAGGAGACUCGGCUUAA